CAUUGAUAAGGAAUCGUGAAGAACUGGUCGUAAAAAUUUAUGGUUUUGUCAAUCACGCCUUGGAACUACUUGUAUUACGAAAUUAUGGCGAAGACGUGUGGGAAGACAUCAAGAGGGAGGCACAACUCGAUGUAGAGGGUCAGUUCCUGGUCAGAAUCAUAUAUGAAGAUGCCAAAACAUAUGACCUUGUUGCUGCUGCAAGCAAAGUUCUCAAGAUUGAUGCAGGGUGUAUCCUACAGAUGUUUGGGAAGAUGUUUUUUGAGUUUUGCCAAGAAUCAGGGUAUGACACCAUCCUGCGUGUUUUAGGCUCCAAUGUCCGUGAAUUCUUGCAGAAUCUGGAUGCCCUCCACGACCACCUAGGUACCAUCUACCCUGGGAUGAGGGCUCCGUCCUUCCGCUGCACAGACGCGGAGAAGGGCAACAAUCUGAUCCUGCACUACUACUCGGAGAGGGAGGGGCUCCAGGACAUUGUGAUCGGCAUCAUCAAGACGGUGGCCCAACAGAUCCACGGCACAGAAAUGUGUGCUGUGAUCCAGCACAAGAGUGAGGAAUGUGACCACAUCAAGUUCCUGAUCGAGGAGAAGGACUCGGAGGAGGAGGCCUUCUAUGAGGAUCUGGACGGCUUCGAGGAGAACGGCACGCAGGAGACCCGGAUCAGCCCCUACACCUUCUGCAAGGCCUUUCCCUUUCACCUCAUAUUCGACAGGAACCUGAUGCUUACUCAGUGCGGCAACGCUAUCUUCCGUGUGCUGCCGCAGCUCCAGCCAGGCAUCUGUAACCUGCCCUCCGUGUUCUCUCUGGUGCGUCCACACAUAGACUUCAGCUUCCAAGGCAUGCUCUCCCACAUCAACACUGUCUUCGUUCUGCGAAGCAAGGAGGGCCUCUUGAACGUGGAGACUUCGGAGAACGAGGACGAGCUGACUGGUGCUGAGAUCAGCUGCCUGAGGCUGAAGGGACAGAUGAUCUACCUGCCCGAGGCGGAGAACAUCCUCUUCCUCUGUUCUCCCAGGUUCUGCUGUUGUGAUGUUAGACAAAAACAAUGUGCUGUUCUAGGCUGCGUUCCAAAUGGGCACAUAAAGCUCUAGUCAGAAGUUGUGCAC
This is a messenger RNA of Oncorhynchus kisutch (coho salmon), 1100 nucleotides long. Its product is annotated as guanylate cyclase soluble subunit beta-1-like. Gene Ontology annotation, biological process: cGMP biosynthetic process; response to oxygen levels. Gene Ontology annotation, molecular function: guanylate cyclase activity; heme binding. Gene Ontology annotation, cellular component: guanylate cyclase complex, soluble. Lineage: Eukaryota; Metazoa; Chordata; Actinopteri; Salmoniformes; Salmonidae. The record is from RefSeq and is a predicted model, not a curated record. The coding region runs from base 240 to 1085 and encodes 281 amino acids. The transcript has 8 exons.